Messenger RNA from Hemicordylus capensis (graceful crag lizard), 1618 nucleotides. It is a transcript of the gene DIABLO, whose product is annotated as diablo IAP-binding mitochondrial protein. The transcript has 7 exons. Gene Ontology annotation, cellular component: mitochondrion. Bases 219 to 1163 code for a protein of 314 amino acids. Gene Ontology annotation, biological process: intrinsic apoptotic signaling pathway in response to oxidative stress; neuron apoptotic process. The record is from RefSeq and is a predicted model, not a curated record. NCBI's taxonomy places the organism in Eukaryota, Metazoa, Chordata, Lepidosauria, Squamata, Cordylidae.
AUCACGCCUGCCUCUUCAGAUUAACAGACAAGAAGAGGACCCAGCUACAUCACGAGCCUUUCUGCAAGCCAGGCAUUUGACAAAGAAGCCAGGAACAAAACUAAAGAGCAACUUAAAGUGAAUGCGGCUGUUUGUCCAGGAUGUGUACUCCAGGAUUAAAAAUCUGAGAGGGGUUUCGGGCAGAAAACGAAGAGGAGCUUCGUUUGACCAUACUAAGCAUGUUCAGAUGCAUCGGGCAAGGCUCGUUGAUAGACACGGGAACGUACUGCUACACUGGCCCUCGGGCCCGCAACUCCAUGGUAUCGGCCCAGGCGCCGUGUGACGUAAUUUCCUGCGCGACUCUACUAACGCGGAACCAAGAUGGCGGCGGCGAGUGGACGUUGGCUGAGGAACUGCUGCGCCCUCCUCAGGUACCCGCGGUGGGAGCCGCCCUCUUCCCCGUUACGCUCCGCCACCGAGUAACGGAGGUGCUUUUUCUCAGUAAGAAGCAGAGUUUUCCAGUCCUGGCAAAUGUGAGGACUCGCCAUGUGUUGGGAUUGAGGGGACCAUGGAAGAAAGUAGCAGCACUGGGGUUUGGCAUCACUUUGUCUGCAAUUCCUAUUGCACAGAAACAUGACCCAGGUUCUCUUAGCAAUGAAGCCUUGAUCCGAAGAGCUGUCUCUUUGGUAACUGAUAGCACUGGUACCCUUCUCAGUCAAACCACAUAUGCCUUAAUUGAUGCUCUAACCGAGUACACAACGGCAGUCUACACACUGGUGUCGCUGUACCAGAAAUACACACAUCUUCUUGGAAAAAUGAAUCCCAAAGAGGAGGAUGCCGUGUGGCAGGUUAUCAUUGGUGCUCGAGUAGAGAUGAGUACAAAGCAGCAAGAGUACCUGAAGUUAGAAUCCAGAUGGAUGACCGCCUUGCGUCUUUCAGAGAUGGCAGCAGAAGCAGCAUAUCAAUCAGGAGCUGAUCAGGCCGCUGUGUCAACACACAGCCACAUUCAGCUGGUGAAAACCCAAGUGCAAGAUAUAAGGCAGUUGUCCCAGAAGGCAGAGACCAAGCUGGCUGAAGCACAGACCGAGGAGCUGCUGAAACAGAAGGAAGAGGAACCUUCGCUGCCAUCCAGUCAACGAGGGAGCGCCGGAGAAGCAGAUGAAGCCUACCUGCGGGAAGACUGAGGUGGCGACAGCCUUGAAGGGAAAGUUGACAUGAGGCAGAAAGAUGGGAACCAGAAGGGCAUCUACAGCCUCUUUUUGUGUUACCAAACGAGCCAGCUGUAGGCCCUGAACUUUCAAGCCUGCAUUUCACAUCUAUUGGGAGGUUUUCCCCCCUUUGUUUAAAUGUGAAAAUUGCAAGAGCUAGCGGAGGUGUGUUUUCCUAGCUGUUGAGAUCUAUUAUUGGAAUGGCUAAUUGAGAUGAUUCAGUAAUAGAUCCCUAACUCCCUGAAGCUUGGAUGUAAUCAUAGGUUCCAAUCCAAGAGGGCUGUUUAUGUUAUAAAGGAAACUACGUCAUGUCACAGACUACUGCACUUGGAACUCAGUAGCAGCAUUGCCAGAAAGCCAGCUAGGAGGAUAUGUUUUUUUUAAUUAUGUGAACUCAAACAACUUGCAGUAAAGAGUGUGUUUGAAUAGAA